GGCGCCCGGCGAGGGCGGCGGAGCCAGCGAGAGAGGGCGGGUCGGGGUCAGCUGCUGCAGGCGGGCGGGUGCGGGGAGCUGUGGGCGGCCGCCUCCUCUCUUGCCGCCGCCCUCCGUUUGCCACGAUGCCGGGGAUCGACAAGCUGCCCAUCGAGGAGACACUGGAGGACAGCCCACAGACAAGGUCUUUACUGGGUGUAUUUGAAGAAGAUGCCACAGCUAUUUCCAACUAUAUGAACCAGUUGUAUCAGGCUAUGCAUCGGAUUUAUGAUGCACAGAAUGAAUUAAGUGCAGCAACACACCUGACUUCAAAACUUUUAAAAGAAUAUGAAAAACAGCGUUUUCCACUGGGGGGUGAUGAUGAAGUUAUGAGUUCUACUUUGCAGCAAUUUUCAAAAGUAAUAGAUGAGCUUAGCUCUUGUCACGCGGUACUUUCAACACAGCUUGCUGAUGCCAUGAUGUUCCCCAUUACCCAGUUUAAAGAAAGAGAUCUGAAAGAAAUAUUGACAUUAAAGGAAGUGUUUCAGAUUGCUAGUAACGAUCAUGAUGCUGCAAUUAACAGAUAUAGCAGAUUGUCCAAAAAGAGAGAAAAUGACAAGGUGAAGUAUGAAGUAACAGAAGAUGUCUACACUUCCAGAAAAAAACAACAUCAAACCAUGAUGCAUUACUUUUGUGCGUUAAAUACUCUUCAGUACAAAAAGAAAAUAGCAUUGUUGGAACCUCUACUUGGGUAUAUGCAAGCUCAGAUAAGUUUCUUUAAGAUGGGUUCUGAAAAUCUCAAUGACCAACUGGAAGAAUUCUUAACUAAUAUUGGAACAAGUGUACAGAAUGUUCGCAGGGAAAUGGACAGUGAUGUAGAGACCAUGCAGCAGACAAUAGAGGACUUGGAAGUAGCCAGUGACCCUUUAUACAUGCCUGACCCAGAUCCCACAAAAUUUCCUGUUCAUCGAAACUUAACCCGAAAGGCUGGGUACCUUAAUGCUAGGAAUAAAACAGGCUUGGUGUCAUCUACCUGGGACAGACAGUUUUACUUCACGCAGGGUGGAAACCUAAUGAGUCAGGCCCGUGGGGACGUAGCAGGAGGCCUGGCCAUGGACAUAGACAACUGCUCAGUAAUGGCUGUGGACUGUGAAGACAGGCGGUACUGUUUUCAGAUCACUUCUUUUGAUGGCAAAAAGUCUUCAAUUUUGCAAGCAGAGAGUAAAAAAGACCAUGAAGAGUGGAUCUGUACAAUAAAUAACAUAUCUAAACAAAUAUAUUUAAGUGAAAACCCAGAGGAAAUUGCUGCACGAGUAAAUCAGUCAGCUUUGGAAGCUGUCACUCCUUCCCCAUCUUUCCAGCAGAGGCACGAGAGCCUGAGGCCGGCAGGACAAUCUCGGCCACCCACAGCUCGAACCAGCAGUUCAGGAUCCUUAGGAUCUGAGACCACAAAUUUGGCUGCCCUCUCUCUAGAUUCUCUUGUUGCCCCAGAUACCCCAAUACAGUUUGACAUCAUUUCUCCUGUGUGUGAAGAUCAGUCUGGCCAGGCAAAAGCCUCUGGCCAGGGAGGCAGGCGUACAAAUCCAUUUGGAGAAUCUGGAGGAGGUACAAAGUCUGAAACUGAAGAGUCUAUUCUUCAUCAGUUGUUUAUUGUCCGAUUCCUUGGUUCUAUGGAGGUGAAAUCAGAUGACAAUCCAGAUGUUGUUUAUGAAACAAUGCGCCAAAUUUUAGCUGCCCGAGCCAUCCAUAACAUCUUUCGUAUGACAGAAUCACAUUUAUUAGUCACUUGUGAUUGUUUAAAGUUAAUUGAUCCACAGACACAAGUUACAAGGCUCACGUUUCCAUUACCCAAUGUAGUUCUGUAUGCUACACAUCAGGAAAAUAAGAGGCUUUUUGGAUUUGUUCUUCGGACAUCAGGAGGGAGAAGUGAAAGCAACUUGUCAUCAGUCUGUUACAUAUUUGAAUCAAACAACGAGGGUGAAAAGAUUUGUGAUUCUGUUGGAUUGGCAAAACAGAUAGCAUUGCAUGCAGAACUGGAUCGCAGGGCAUCAGAAAAACAAAAAGAAAUAGAGAGAGUAAAAGAGAAGCAACAGAAAGAACUCAGUAAACAAAAACAAAUUGAGAAGGACUUAGAAGAACAAAGUCGGUUGAUAGCUGCUUCCAGUAGACCAAACCAAGCCAGUAGCGAGGGGCAGUUCGUUGUCCUUAGCAGUAGCCAGUCAGAAGAGAGUGAUUUGGGAGAAGAAGGAAAGAAGAGAGAGUCAGAAGCAUAAACUUAUCCUUGCUUUUUGGUUGAUAGUUCUCCCCCCUUGGAAUUUGUUGACAAUUUCUGUGGUAGAAUGGCACAAGGUAACAACAAUGUUGAACUAUCAAGGAGACUAAAAUUUGUAUUUGCUUCUUUAACUUCAUUUUUUAAACUAAUAUUGACCUUGAUAACUUAGGUUUGCGUUGAUUUUUUUUCCCCUGAGAAGUAAUAUACUAUGCAGUAACUUUAAAUUCCACAUGUCUGAAAGAAACCUGUUCAUAUCCCUGAAGUAGAUUGCUGAGGAAUUACAGUUGCUCAAGCCUUUUCUUCCUUCCAAUUGUGAACUUAUUACCUUGCAUCGUAAUUGGCUAUGACCAUAAGAAAUCAUUUAUUCUUCAGCUUCAGAUAUUCAUGGAUAUGCUCCCUCUCUUUCAUUAGGAACAUUUUGCUGGCAGUGAGGAAGCUUUUGACUGAAUAGGUUUAAAAUCCUUAUAUAGAAGAUUUUUCAAGUUUGCCAAUAUUUUAACAAUGUGCAAUAGGACUUUUACAAAGUAGAGGUUUUAGACUUAAAGUUUCAAAUUGUGGCAGGUGGUACUGUAGAUUUCAGGGCGUUUUCUUGGAUUGCUCGCAUUUCUCUGAUGGACUAUACCUGAUGCCAGUGGGAAAGAAGCUUAAGUGUUUUCAUUUCAAGAUUGCUACAGCCCUUGGCAUUUAUUAUCACAUUCUUAGUUCUCAGGUUGGGACUUGAAUUAUUGCUGCAGAGCAGUAAUGGUUAAAAUAAGAUUUUGGAAUUUACUAAAGGGAAUUUUUUUUUGUUCAAAUAAGUUUUAGAUUAGGAUUUAACAUGUAAAGAUUGUUACAGGAUAAAUACAUUGUAUUUUAUGCAUUGUGUGAAAUAAUUUUUAUUGAAAAUCAAGGGACAUUUAGAAAGAAGUUCUAUAGCAAUUAUGUUUCCUGCUUAAAGUAAAGAUUCCUAGAAUUUAGUUUAAAAAUGUAAUCUUUUAAAUUUCAGACUGAUACCCACAGUAUUUUCAUAAUUCCAUGUUUUUAUAAAAUACUGAUCACCACUUUAUAUCCGUGUAGGCAAAUAAUAUGUGAGCAGAGAAUAAUUUGCACUAAUUAUUGUAAAUACUUAUCCUCUUUAGAUGAGUAUAGUAAAAGGUCUAAUUCCAUGAAAGCCUGAAAAGCAAUUGAGUGCUUGGUCGAGGAGAGUCAACCCAGGAAGGAUUUUAACCUGGUGCCAAGGUUAAAAUGACACUUCUCUACUGCCUAAUUCUAUGACAGAACUUGAUUUUUUUUUUUUAACUCGGAUUUUUAACAUUGCUGAUAGAAAUUAUGUUCCUGUGUUUCACAUGUAAAAGUACAUAUAGCCACGUUAAAUAUAUUGAAUAAAAUAUUUUACAUAGUCAUAUAUUUAAAAUUUUCAAGAGAUUAGCCACUAAUUUUACAAGGAAAAAAGCCUUUUGUUAUUUGACAUAUAGUUUUUUUCUUCUUAGUUCUGAUUCAGAAAUGGCAUAUAGUUCUCAGCUGUUUCACAAUGUAUAUACACUGUUUUCUGUAGGAAUGGAAUAGAUAAUUAUAUAUAGGAUUGUGGUGUUUUUUUUAGCCAUGUACCAAAUGGGAAUAAUGAUUACUUAAUAAUCAUUAUUUUGAAGCCUUAUGUUACCAAAACAUACAGUAAAAAAGUAGAAAUUUACGGAAUACUUUUUGAAAAGAGUUUAUUUUGUCCUUGCUAAAGGGAAUGCUUUCACAGUAGUUUGUGCAUCAUUCCUUUUUGUAUAAAUUGAAAUUUCUUCUGUGAUCAGCAUUUGGUUAGCCAUGGCACAUCCUGCUUUUAAGACGUUUUUGAGGAUUAGUAAGCUUUUUGUCUCAGUAAGUCUUUUGUUUAUACUAUAAGGUUGCCACCUCACUUAGUUCAGGUGUAACUUGUCAGCCACCAUGCAAGGAAGGUGGUCAGCAUCAGGAGACAGGGUUAACCAGGCUGGUGCUUUGCAUGGUAGCAAAGCGUUGCCCUUGGUGAGCGCUCUCGGGCAAAAUGUAGAUGAAAGGUAAAGGUACUGAGACUUAGGCAUGCUGGACAAACUUGUGGCUUUUCUUAAGUCAUAAUCUUGUUAGGAAUUUCUACAAUAACACACUCAUGCCCGUAGGUCAGACCAGAGCGCAUUCCAAUGCCAAUCAGAAGUCAUGUGUGGGCUUAACAAUGUUAGAUGAUUCAACUUCUGUUUCAUUGCUGUAGAACCAUGUGAACUAUUCCAUUAUGGCAGAUACUUAAGCAUCAACUUUAAUAAAUUCUAUGUUCUGUUUAAAGAAGGCUCCCCAUGGAUUUUUGGCUUCCCUGGUAGCUUGGACAGUAAAGCGUCUGCCUACAAUGCGGGAGACCCGGGUUCGAUCCCUGGGUCGGGAAGGUCCUCUGGAGAAGGAAAUGGCAACCCACUCCAGAAUUCAUGCCUGGAAAAUCCCAUGGACCGAGGAGCCUGGUGGGCUACAGUCCAUGGGAUCAUAAAGAGUCGGACAUGACUGAGCGACUUCAUUUCAUUCAUUCAAGUUGAUCUUUGUUCCCCUUUGAAAUCCCUUCAAGCUUUUGGAUGCUCUUGGUGGUAACAGCAUUAGAUUUUGGGAUAUCUUUCUCAGAUUCAAACUUGCAUUUAAUGGUUUUUAGACAUUAACAAAACGGAUUCUUUAAAAGGAAAGAAAUUAAGUCUACCUAAUUCUGCUAGGCACUCGUGCUUCCUGUGUCAACCGUACUUUUAUAACUAUGGUAAUGAAGUCAAUAGAUAGCAAACUAAUUAUUCCUUCCCCCUUGUAAAAUUGAGAAAACUUGCCAACAAGGAACUGAAACUGUUAUCUUGAACGUAGUCCCCAGUCUAGUUUUUGCCACGACUAUAAUGAUUAUAGUCAUGUGUUUAAUUUCAAUUUCCUUGGGUUUAAUUUCAAAAGAAUUCUCAGAUUCCACAGUAUAGAGGUUGUAAAUUUAUGUUACUUUUAUGCUUGAGAAAAGGAUAUUGGGGUGUUUAUACCAUUCUAUGUCACAUGUAAUCAUGUGUGGUAAAGGCAUCUGAGUUCCUUUUGAGUUAUGUAUAGGAACUGCAAGUAUUUGAGUUGAAUCCUCUUACACAUGCUGACAGACUAAGAGCCUAUGUUUUGCAAAAUCUGUCACCCAAAUUAAUAAAAUUAAAAUAUUAACAUUGACUUUGAUAACAGUCUCCGAAGCAUUCAAACUGUACUUUAAAUAUUCAAACACACUGAUUGUAGCAAGCAAGUCUUUGACUUUAUUUUUAGCAAGUUUGGCUUACUCUUCUUUCAUGAGAUUUUUUUUUCUUCCAUAGUAAUUAAUACUACAUAAAAAAUUGAAACUGGAACUAUAUUAUACUUUUUAACUAAUCUCUUGUGGCUGUACUCAUAUGUAAUUUACUUAGGUUAAUAUGAGAACCGGGGAGUAAGUUAUAACUAAUGUGCAAAACCGCUUUGUAUAUUUGGUGAUUUUGUAAUGUAAGUGAAUUGGUUAAUUCUUAUUUCACUGAUACUAUUAAUCGUGUAUAUGCAAUUAAAAAUUACGCUACAUUUCUCUUUAGAAUUAAGUUUGAAGAACCUGACUUUAUGUAAUGGUGGUAUACAUGUGGAGUGGAGAACUUAUUUUUUCAUUAUGUCAAAAUAAGUAUUCCUGAUAAGGCUUCAGGAAAUAUGCUGUUAGGAGAUUUUUAAUGUAUAAUAAAGUCCAUGAUUUUUUAUAGUC
Molecule: messenger RNA, 5957 nt
Organism: Bubalus bubalis (water buffalo)
Lineage: Eukaryota; Metazoa; Chordata; Mammalia; Artiodactyla; Bovidae
Gene: APPL1
Product: adaptor protein, phosphotyrosine interacting with PH domain and leucine zipper 1
Exons: 22
Coding region: 126-2252 (708 amino acids)
Biological process (GO): signaling
Cellular component (GO): cytoplasm; endosome membrane
Molecular function (GO): identical protein binding
Source: RefSeq, a predicted model, not a curated record